AAGUAUUGAAACAAUCAUAGUUUCGUUUCUUUCAGGUUUAAGAUCCUACGGGAAAGUGGUCUACGUGUUUACACUAAUACCCGUGUUCGGUAUUCUGGUAUUGGGCAUGAAAUUGCUCCGUUUAACGCCACCGGGUUCGAUAUACGAGAUGUUCCCUACCACUGUCGGGGCCGAGUUCUUCAUCAAUGGGAAAUCGUGGGUGGCAGCGUCCGUCGAGGUGUUCCUCACCUGGGGACUGCUCGGCGCGGCCGCUAUGCAGAUAGCAGCUCACAAUAAGCACAAACAUCUUCUGCAACGGGACACGAACCUCGUUAUAAUGUUGACGAUAAUGGUCCUUCUUCUCGCGGCUUUGGUGGCGAACACUUGCGUACAGCUUCUCAAAGAUCAUGGUUACGUCUAUAUUCCGAGCUCGUUCGAGAGAAUAUCGUCGUACGUGUUCUUGAGGCCAGCGAAUCAGCCAGCUCCGCCGGGAUAUAGCAGCACGCCGGAGAGAUUCAUGGCACAUGCGUCAUUUAUCGUCGGCGAACGCGUCACCCGUCCCGGAGCGGAUUUCAGCGAAUCUGGUUAUCAGGCUCUCAGACUCUCCACCGAGCUAGUCCCCGCGAUGUUGGCAUUGCUGGGAACCGAACAAGUUUCUCCGUUCUGGGCAGUCCUUUUUUACUUUGUGCUGAUCCUCUUCGGGAUAGCGCAACAGCUGGCGAUAUGGCACUGCGUGAUAACCGGUAUCAUGGCUAUCAACACGAAAAUGAUGAAACUUUGGGAAACCACUAUCACCUUCUUCAGCUGCGCCUGCGGUUAUAUACUAGGCUUGCCGAUGGCCACUGAGGUAAAUACACAGGAAACUUUUACAGAAACUCGUAUCAGUGUCGAGAAAGCGAUCGCGUCCGUUCGGAGGAUGAGUAAUGAAAUCGAUUCCUUGGUACGUCGGAGCAUACCAUGUUACUUUUGCAACGAGUUCCUGGACCAGAGACAUUUAUUCGAUCACGUGAAACAUUGCGGAUCGGUGCUGGAAGAAUGUCCUUAUCGGUGCGGCGUCUACGUGCCGAGAAAAGCCAUGGAGGACCAUCGAAGAUCGUGCAACAAGAAUGCUUCGAAGCGGCUCAGCCAGAUCAAGGAUGUCCAGGACACUUUGUGGAGGAACAAGGUGUUCUCUGCGUUAACGUUGCUUCGAGCCGCGAUCCACAACGAGGAGAAGGAGCGCGACCAUCUUCAGGAGAAAUUGAAUCAAUGCGUGCAUCUGUUGCACUCUCAGCAGGGCUCCCUCGACGCGAUACGAUUGGAGAUCCACGAAACGCGACACGACGCGUCGUUGGAGGAACGCUUGAAUCAGUUGGAGAUUUGCUGCGACAACAUGGAACAGCGCAACAACCACAGCUUCCAGCAGAUCUCUCAUCAGCUGAGAUUGCUGCACGACGAUCUGGCGCGCGAGCGUGGCGAGCAAGGCGAACGCGAUCGUGUGCAGAACAACUGGAGCACAGAGUUGAACGAUUUCAAAAGGUUUCUAACCCAAGAGAAGCUGGAGGUCAGCGAAGCCUGGCAGGGACAGCGUCAGUUGAUCCACGACCUCAAGCUGGAACUGGAAAUGCGAUGUAAAAAUUCAAACGAUUUGACGGAACGACAGAAAGUCCUGACGGAGAAAAUAAACGCGCUGGAGGAAGAAUCGCGUGCGCAGAAGGCGACAACGGCGGAACAUCAAUGCGGCAUCAAAGGGCUGAAGUUUCAGGCGAAGGAGAAUCUCAAGUAUCUCGAGGAACUGAUCAAAGAGUAUCAGAGCUCCAAGAAGUCCGAGCUGACCGAUUGUCUGUGCUAUCACGAGUCUUCCAAGCGAUUUCCAACGAACGGUCGGCUAUUGUGGAGGAUCGACCGCUACAAAGAGAAGAUGUCCGAGGCGAAAGAAAGCGGGAGCAUUCUGUAUAGUCCAAGAUUUUCGAACAAAGAAUACGGCUACAAUCUGAGAAUCGAGUUAUAUUUGAACGGUCUAGGCCAAUGGAAGGACCGACACGUGAUCGGUUGCCUUCGCGUGGAAGACGGUGAGUGGGAUCCGCUCUUGGAUUGGCCCUGCAUUCUCCGAGCCGCUGUCACUUUGAGGAACCAAGAGAAUCCGGCCAAUGACGUUAAGAAGCUUGUAAAGGCCGUAGGUCGGGGUAAAACCGACCCGGAAACUGUCAAUAGAGAAUCCGGCAUUUAUAUGUUCAUUCCGCAUACCACGCUGACUCGAUACUCCGGAUACGUCAAGGAUAACGUGAUGUUUCUCGAUAUCCAAGUGACCGAUAUAAGGACCAGCAUAUCUACACAGUCACUGAUAGCAUAAGUAGUCGGAAAAUGAUCGAAUUGAAUCAUUGAUCCGAUCGUAGAUGUAAAUAUUGUAAAUUCUGGGCAUCCACGUAGUAUAUUAUUUGGAUUACACGAUCGGCGGUUCAUGGUGGAUAAUGAUCUUGUAUCUGGUGCAAGUUGGCGCGGUGUU
Messenger RNA from Megalopta genalis, 2464 nucleotides. The record is from RefSeq and is a predicted model, not a curated record. NCBI's taxonomy places the organism in Eukaryota, Metazoa, Arthropoda, Insecta, Hymenoptera, Halictidae.